Molecule: messenger RNA, 699 nt
Organism: Seriola aureovittata
Lineage: Eukaryota; Metazoa; Chordata; Actinopteri; Carangiformes; Carangidae
Gene: mrpl33
Product: mitochondrial ribosomal protein L33
Exons: 4
Coding region: 99-296 (65 amino acids)
Biological process (GO): translation
Cellular component (GO): ribosome; mitochondrion
Molecular function (GO): structural constituent of ribosome
Source: RefSeq, a predicted model, not a curated record
CCGGAAGUGGUUAUUAAACCGGACGUUCUAAAUGCUCAAUGUGACUUACCGUGGUUGAUACUUAUGUUUUAAUACUGUAGUGGUUUCGAGUCUACACAAUGUUUCUUACCACCGUAAAUUUGGCCAAGGCGAAAUCAAAGACCAUCCUGGUGCAGAUGGUCAGCGCUGCAGGGACAGGUUACUUCUUCAACACCAAGAGGAACCGUCUCAGAGACAAACUGGUGCUGCGCAAACAUGAUCCAAUUGUGAACAAGCACGUCCUUUUCCUUGAGAAGAAGAAGAUCAGAUCGAUUUAACAAUACUCAAAAAUAUAUGGACAAUAUAAACCUACAAGGUUUGAACAGACGAUUUGUAUUGUCAUGGAGUAUACAAGUCAGUCAACACUUCUGAUUGGCUGGUCGACAUGUGUUCAGGGGAUUUCUUGGAUCUAUCAGAAGACCUCUACUCUCCUCACUGCUCCAGUUCAGCAUGAUGCAAAUCCCAGCCGAGCUUCAAUAAAGUCUUUAUUUCCACCACUUUCAACAAGGAAGUACUGCUUAUGUGUAAAAGUGAGGUUAUGAAAUAAUACUAUAAGGCUGUUGAGCAGAUCUAUACAGAAUGUAUCACUGAUAAUAUUUAAAUAUUCCAACUGGGUAAAUGUACUUGAUUUGUUUGGGGUAAUUCAAUAAAUUAAGUCAAUUAUGUGCCGUAGAAGCUGAA